Molecule: messenger RNA, 3419 nt
Organism: Lepisosteus oculatus (spotted gar)
Lineage: Eukaryota; Metazoa; Chordata; Actinopteri; Semionotiformes; Lepisosteidae
Gene: osmr
Product: oncostatin M receptor
Biological process (GO): cytokine-mediated signaling pathway
Cellular component (GO): external side of plasma membrane; signaling receptor complex; membrane
Molecular function (GO): cytokine receptor activity; cytokine binding
Source: RefSeq, a predicted model, not a curated record
UGUUUAGUUGAACGAAAGCGACGUGACAGUGUACAGAGUAGUUGGUGCAUACACAACGUGAUGUUGCCUUUUCUGAUGAUGCUGUACAUGCAUUUCUGAAGAAAGAAAGUAACAGCGGUGCACAUUUCUGAGGCUGUCGCUGGCGGAGACGGGAAUGGAAACAAUACUGUGCCUUCUGGCUGCUUGUCUCCUGUGGCAGUUCCAGGGCGGACGGUGCCAGAAUAAAGCCUCAGUGCCCCUCACACCCACUAUUACAGAGCUGUACGCUGAGAGCUACUCUCGGACACUGGUGGUCAAGUGGAACAUCAGCCCUCUGGGAUUUGAGGAUGAGCUGAAUGUGACCUUUGAGAUUCAGGUUGCGAGAACAGAAGACCUCGACGUGCUUCACACUGACUGGUACAAUGUAAUGCUAAAGAAGGGCAAGGCAGUCUUUACUUGGCAGUGGGUUUCUGAGGUGCCCCUGGAGUGUGAAGAUCACUCUGUGAGAAUAAGGAGUAUAUUAAAUGAUACCUAUUCCAGCAACUGGAGCUCCUGGGUAAAGCAUCAAGGACAACACCAAGGUGAUGAACCUGAAAUAUUUCCAUAUCAGGAAGUCUUGAAGGAGGGAUCAACUGCAUAUUUCUGCUGCAUACCAAGCAAGGGAGCAUAUGUCACUACAAUGAAGUACAAUCAUAAAGAAUACCCUGUGCUUCCUAUCAGCAACAGAACUAAAGCAAUCAAAGUGGAAAAUCUCCCUCUGACAGGCAAAAAUGGAAUUUUUGUGACGUGCAACGAACAUCAUGUUGUCAUCUUUGUGAGUUUUCCGCCAGAAAAACCCCAAAAUGUAAGAUGUGAAACGAGAGACCUAGAGACAGUGAAUUGUACAUGGCACCCAGGGAAAGACAACCUGUCUCUUAGAAGGAAACAGAAGUACAGCCUUAUCACAGGGCCUUUGCCAGAAGGUGAAGUUGCGUGCUCCGGCAACUCCUACUGUGCCUUCAAGAUUGUUCCUGGGCAACAGCGGUACAACACCACAGUAAAAGUGAAAAACAGGCUGGGUGUAGAGUCUGUAAAUCUGACCGUGGACAUCACUCACAUAGUUUUUCCCAAGCCCCCAGUGAUACAGUCAACCACUUCCGGACCUAGAUCUGUGAACAUUUCUUGGACACUGGAAGGCAAUUUCUCUGCUUUUGAGCUUCUUUGUCAAGUCAUAACAAACAAUGGAGAUAUUCCAACGAAUCACACCCUAGGUGGAAAGCAUCUUGGUACUUAUGAAGUCUCAGUCGAUGGACUGCAUCCCUACACAAGGCACAAGGCGCGAGUCCGAUGUGCUGCCUCAGAGCACUUCUGGAAGUGGAGUGAAUGGAGUGAGCCUCAGGACUUCCAAACUGAAGCUGUUCGUCCUUCGGUUGCGCCUGAUCUCUGGAGGGACAUCAAAGAUGGUCAGCACGGUCGAAACGUCACUGUUCUGUGGAAGAAGUAUCCUGUCAGCUCUGAGUCCAGGGGAUCCAUUCGUAGCUACAGUAUUACCUGGGAAGUCUCAGGGAGGAAUGAACAGGAAGUGGUCAGCAGUGAGGUGACCCAGAAGGAGAUUGCCAUCAACAAAGACAACUGUACCAUAACCGUGAGGGCCAGCAACGCUGCCGGCUCUUCGCCUGUGUCUCGGCUCAUCAUCCCAGCUGCCAGUUGGAGAGAUGGAAAUCACCCUGAAGUCCAGAAAAUCCAUGGCAGUCUUGAGGGGUUUUGGAUGGAGUUGCAGCGAGACCCCCGUGUGGACUGCGGCUAUGCUGUGGAGUGGUGUGAGCUACCCGGAGCGACCCCUUGUGCUUUGGAGUGGAGAAAAAUACCUUUCAACACAACAUUUGUCCGAAUUUCAUCAGGGAAGUUCACAGCGGGACAGCGCUAUACAUUCAGAGUCUACGGAUGCUCAUCUGACACAUACUGGCUGCUGGAGAGAAAGAUGGGCUACACCUCAGAGCUGGCCCCCAGAGAGCAGCCAUCAAACCUUCAGACCUAUGUGAGCCACAGCUCUGUGACCCUGAUGUGGGACUUCUCUGAAAACAGUGACUACCAUCCGGGCUUCAUCAGAGGGUACCAGAUCCACCUACAAGACAGGGAUGCCAAUACAAGAAAGGGCCCUCAGACAGGGUCACAGGUUUUUAAUGUUACUAAUGCAAGCACAAAGGAGUAUACUAUUCCUGACCUCUUGGAGAACAGAGAAUACACCAUUACAGUGGCUGCCUUCACUGCUGCUGGGCUUGGCCCGCAGGCUGUUGUAACUGUCAUUACACCUGGAAACCAUGUGCAGUUCCUGGUCAUUCUGCUGACUUCAGUGCUGGUGUUAGUUCUGCUUGUUGUCGUGUUGUGUGUUUAUCUCUGGCCCCACAAAGAGAUGGUCAUGGAAAUAUUCCUGGAUUUCUUCAGGGUGCCCACACCAAAGGACAUCAAAGCCCUGCAGUGGGACAACACAAUCUAUGAGACUACCAAAAAACUUCAGGGCUUGACAGCACAGGAUUGCCCAUGCUGCAAAAUCGAGAUUGUCGAGACAAAACAGGAAGAGAAGCUGUUGAUGCAUCUGUCUGCCUCUGAACUUGAAAGCCCCCUCUCUUCCAGCCCCCACACGGUGUGCUCUUACUGCCUGCAGGACACUACAACUGAGCCUGCCCAGACUUCAGAGAAUACACCCGGGCAGGGGGAGCUAGUGAUUUUCAAUAACCUAACAUACCUCAUAGAAAUGCCCCAUAUGGGGGGUCAGAGCUUCCACAGUGGUCUUCGCACCAGUCAGAUACUUGGAGAAACCAGAAGCCAGAUCAAAUAUGACACUGGUGGCUACAUUUCAACGGGGGACAUACCUCAGUGAAGGUGUGCUUGAAUCACACUUUCUUCAAAACCCAGUGCUUCCGGAGAGAAAGCAGUGUUCGCAGAUGUACAUUUGCACUACUGUUUGAUUCCCAGAAUCUGUUUUCAAAACCAUUGUUUAUCUGAGGCAGCUUUGCAGAGAUCCCUUUAGGCCCAAAAACAAACUGUAUGCCCCAUUGUGUCAGCUGCGUCUGUCUAAUAAAGUCUGUCAUUUGCUCUGGCUGCUGAUUUCUGAAGUAUUGGUAACGUACUACACAGUGUGCUCCAGGCUGCAGAGAGUGUGUAAAAGACAGCCAAACAACCAGUAUGGGACAUGUGGGUAAAUUUCUACUGAGUCUCUGGUCAGCAGAAGUAACAGAGCAAACAGUGAAGUCCAUCACGUAAAAGGAACACGCUUAAACGGGCUAGCCGAAUGCAGGGACUGAAAAGGCGGGUAAUUUCACGUUUGUAACUCAACAGUACUGAAGAGAGAACUGUGAAAAUAAUGAGCUUGUCAUUUUAUUUUCACCCAGUUGAAGUAAGCGUUUCCUCUUCUUCAAGAUGUGCAGAAAUUCUUGUAAUAAACAUUAUAUAAAACAGAA